UUUCUAUGGGCCUUUUCUCUGCUGCUGAUCCACCCCAUUAUCGUCGCUUUUAUUAUUAUUAUUAUUAUUUGAUUACUAUCUUAUACCCGCCCGCCUCCACUCCGGCCAAACUGCCAUGUCCGAACUUCCGCUGCUUUGAGAAUUUCAUCCCGACCGGACCAAAUUAUUCGAUGUACAACCUCUAUUAUCACCAUCUCCUCUCCUUAUUAUCCUCCUCUCACCGGUCCCUGUCGUGACAGAGUCGGUCUCCGAUCGCACAUCUUCCGUGUGAAUUCUUCUCGUCGAAUGAUGCCGGGUUUCCGAUAAUCCCUUUCACUCGCGAUCAUGGUAAAACCGGAAUCCCCAGACGAGCGUGACCGCAGGAUCGCGGAUCUUUGGGAGAGUCUCGGCGUGUCCAAAAGUGGCCGUCUGGAUCUCAAUGGUCUCAAGAAGGGUUUAAAGAAAAUUGAUCAUCCGCUCAAAAAUGCGGAUAGUAUGCUGGGGAAUGUCUUGCAUGCGGUCGAUACAAAUGGGGAUGGGUUCAUUGAUUAUUCUGAAUUUCGCGCCUUCGUCGACCAUACCGAAUACGGCUUGUCGCAGCUUUUCCAGAAUAUCGAUCGGAACCGGAACGGGGAAAUCGAUAAGAACGAGCUCAAAUCCGCCUUUUCCAAUUCCGAGGUGACGGUCUCGAGUGCCAAGCUGGAAGCUUUCUUCAGCGACGUCGAUACGAAUAAAGAUGGGGUCAUCUCCUACGAGGAAUGGAGGGAUUUCCUGCUCUUCCUGCCCGCCUAUUCCUCCAACCUACACGCUAUCCUUUCAUACUACACGGCCACGGGAAAUCUAAACCCGGAAGGAGACGUCCACAUCAACGAUCUACAGGGUUUAGGUACAGACCACUCGUUUCCUAAACGUAUCCUCUUGGCUAUCAAAAGCUUCUUGUACAAUAUCCCGGUGCCUGCGUUGGCAGCCCUCAUCCCGUCCGCCCACGCAGAAGCCCCGGGCCCCGGCCAUGAUGAUUUUGUAUCCUUAGAUGGUGACUCGGAAUUGGAGUGGCUACCCAUACCAAGGCGUGUCGCCAUGUGGAUGUCCUUUCGAUAUUAUGAACAGAAGUUGACCGAGAACACUCCUCAAUUAGGUUAUUUCAUUGCGGGCGGGAUUGCGGGCGUCGUUUCGAGAACGGCGACGGCCCCCUUGGAUCGCCUCAAGGUCUAUCUGAUUGCCCAGACCGGCAUCCAGUCGUCCGCCGUUGUUGCCGCCAAGGAUGGUGCGCCGUUGGAAGCUGCGGGGAGAGCGUCUCGGACGCUAGCCGAUGCUGUCAGGGAGUUGUGGCGGGCCGGAGGGGUGCGGAGUCUGUUUGCAGGCAAUGGAUUGAACGUGGUGAAGGUCAUGCCCGAAUCGGCGAUCAAAUUCGGAGCCUACGAGUCUGCGAAACGUGCAUUUGCUCGCAUGGAAGGUCAUCAUGACCCGAGAAAGCUGUCACCGGUUUCCCAAUUCCUAUCCGGGGGCUGUGGCGGAAUGGUUGCCCAAUGUUUCGUUUAUCCCCUCGACACGUUGAAGUUCCGCAUGCAGUGUGAUACCGUUGUAGGUGGCCCGAAGGGCAACAAGUUGAUCGCCGCCACCUUUCGAAAGGUGUGGAAUAAAAACGGUCUCUUCGGUUUCUUCCGCGGCCUGCCGCUAGGGAUAACGGGCAUGUUCCCCUACGCGGCCAUCGACCUGUCUACCUUCGAAUACCUCAAGCGCACCUUGAUCGCGCGCAAAGCUCGCCUCCACCACUGCCACGAGGACGACGUUCCCCUAAACAACUUCACGACCGGCGGGAUCGGUGCUCUGAGCGGAGGUCUGAGCGCAUCCGUCGUCUACCCGCUUAACGUCCUCCGAACAAGACUCCAGGCGCAGGGCUCCAUUCUCCAUCCCGCCACCUACUCGGGGAUCGGCGAUGUCGCCCGCCGAACGAUCCAGACUGAAGGGUUCCGGGGCUUCUACAAGGGUCUGACGCCAAACCUUCUCAAGGUCGCUCCCGCGGUAUCCAUUAGCUACGUCGUCUACGAAAACGCGAAACGCAUGCUCGGCCUGAAAUAAGUUAACUUAAGGGCUAACUGCGCCGGGGCGCUCACCCACUCUCGUCGCCAUAUACCCUCGAUUACCGUCUCGUUUUGU
Aspergillus campestris IBT 28561 is the source of this 2136-nucleotide messenger RNA. RefSeq names its product calcium-binding mitochondrial carrier protein. Lineage: Eukaryota; Fungi; Ascomycota; Eurotiomycetes; Eurotiales; Aspergillaceae. Bases 325 to 2058 code for a protein of 577 amino acids. The record is from RefSeq and is a predicted model, not a curated record. The transcript is spliced from 8 exons. Gene Ontology annotation, biological process: transmembrane transport. Gene Ontology annotation, molecular function: calcium ion binding; ATP transmembrane transporter activity.